Messenger RNA from Rhipicephalus microplus (southern cattle tick), 1295 nucleotides. RefSeq lists its product as uncharacterized. The record is from RefSeq and is a predicted model, not a curated record. NCBI's taxonomy places the organism in Eukaryota, Metazoa, Arthropoda, Arachnida, Ixodida, Ixodidae.
AUGACCAUCUUGGGCACCCAACAUCACUGCCCGAGUUUGAAGCGCCUUAUCGUGAACCGUCGUUGGAAAACUCGUCUGCGAUACACACAUCCGCCCACAGCGCGGAACGCCCCCCGUAUUCCAUCACCUAGAUGGAACUUUCAGCUAAGCCUAACACGCGCUAGCGAGCCUUCCGUGUACACGCGUCGUCGCGUGACUGGGCGCCGAGCUAAGCCUAACCAACUUUUCCUCCGCGCCGUACUUGUUGAAGCAUGCCUUCGCUGGCCGACGGUGCAGCGGCAAUAAGCGACACGACUACGCCCGUACCUGCUGCCAGUCUCGGUCCACCUCUGUGCUCCCCGGACGAGAGCGUACUCGAGAGCCUCGUCGCCGUGUUGGUGGCGGCGAUCAUCUUCCUCGCAGCUUUGGUUCUCGCCGUGCUCCUGUUCGCCUGCUCGUCGCAGCAAACGAGGCGCGAACUGCACUGCAGUCACGACCACCGCCACCAGCACCACUGCAACAAGAGACGGCGCCGCCGAAGCCUUCAGGAGGUCCGCUCGCGGGCUUGCUGCGGCGGUGAUCGCGACGAGGACGUCGAGCUCUUUUGCGACCGUCGCGAGGCGACGGCCGUCGGCGGGCCGCCUCGGCGCUUCGAUUACGGCAGCAGCGCCGGACGGUCAUCCUCGCCCGACGCAGCGGCAAUCAAGAGGUCACCGUACCACCCGGGGUACAACAGUCCGGUGACAACGUCGAGGGCGCCGCCGCCGUCCAGGCACCGCGAGGGAUUCCGCAAGUCGAGAUACGCGAGUCCUGGUGGAACAUGCUCGGACCCGGCAUUGCACUCGACAGCGUUCCGAUCGAGCGUUUCACGUCAGCUGCCUCGAGAACGCCGGGCCGCGCCGGCCGGUACGGCGAAGCCCCCUAGCGGCGAAACGAGCGACUCCUCGCGGCCCAGCGCGGAGACCGGCUCGGACACGCGUUCCCUGGAGUGGGACAACUUCCAGCCGCCUCUGGCCACGGCGUCAUGGCCGUCCUUCAGUGAGCUGUGCACCGACGAGUCGUUUAGCGGCGCGGCCGCGGAUGGCUCACAGCAGCGGCAGCAGCAGCGACAGCCACUGUCAACUCAAAGAGAACAUUGGGUGUGACGCCAGCAUUGCAAAGCAGCUGGACGUUACAUUGCACUGACCACUCCUAGGUCCUUGCUCGUAUCAAUCUGAUUCUUCCUCACGCACACACGCCUGAGUUAACGAUCAUGAGUAUUUGGUCGAUCAUCCAGAUUUCCAAUGGAUGUACAAUAAAAUGAGCGUCCUCAUCAA